This is a messenger RNA of Onthophagus taurus, 2114 nucleotides long. RefSeq names its product monocarboxylate transporter 7-like. Gene Ontology annotation, biological process: monocarboxylic acid transport; transmembrane transport. The record is from RefSeq and is a predicted model, not a curated record. Gene Ontology annotation, molecular function: monocarboxylic acid transmembrane transporter activity. Lineage: Eukaryota; Metazoa; Arthropoda; Insecta; Coleoptera; Scarabaeidae.
AGAAAAUUUCAAGGAUUUAUAAAUACGCAAAUGGGAAAUACCUGUUUCUUAAGUUAAAUAACACUUGCUUAUGUAAGUUAUUUAAAAUAAACUAUUUAAAUACUGCUCGCCAAAAAUUAUGAUCCCCACCAGACAUAAAAGACCUCGAACCAAUUUUUCAAACAGGGUCACCUCUUUGAUAAAACCAAGCAGGGUCAAUAACACAUUAUCUCCCACGUUCCUGCAAUUCAUUUUUGCUCUCUCACAUCGCAAAUGUUUUUAAAACACCAACACUCUCCCGAUUCAAUCAUUAGAUAAAAAAGAUCCCACAUAAAAGUACUCCGAAAUCGCAUUAAAAUGGAUUUUUAAACCGUUUUUAUCACAUUGUUGAUAAAUAUUAUUGUAAAGUUAUUUUUCGCUAUCUAUUAUUGUAAUAAUAAGUGUCGUAAGAAUUGUCACCAACAAUUUAUCGGUUGAUUAAUAUAAGAAAUCACACUAACUUGAUAUUUAUAGUCAGUAUUGAGUCAGGUGUUGAACUGGUUUUAACGAAACAGUGAAAAAAAGGUUUUAUUAAAAUUUUUGUGGUUUAUUAUUGUUAUUUUCGCGUAUGUUGAGAAGAAAACUUGUUCCCCCAGAUGGGGGUUGGGGUUGGAUGAUAGCAGCUGGAGUUGCUUUAAAUUUUUUUAUAAUUUUUCCAAUCGCCCAAACUUUUGGCCUCCUCUACAAAGAUAUUUUCAACGACUUAGGAUUUACGGGAACUCAAAACACGUUAAUUCUCAACACGAAUUUAGCAGUUUCGAACAUUUGCGGGAUCGUAAUUGGCCCGUUAAUAAAACAUUAUGGAUACAGGGCGAUUUCUUUCGCAAGUGGAAUAUUUAUCGUCUUAGGAUUAAUUUUUACAGCUCAUUCAACACGGUUUGAACAUUUUAUGAUCGCUUACGGAAUCAUAACCUCAUUAGGUUAUGGGAUGGGUCUUCAAGGAUUUUCCGUCGCAUUAAAUUCGUAUUUUGUUAAAAAACGUUCAAAAGUAAAUGGUUACGUCUCUGCGAUUUACGGUUUAGGACCAAUUUUAAUGCCUCAAUUGGUUUCGUAUAUGAUGACAGAAUUUGAUGUUAAGUCGAUUAUGAUUAUAUUAGCAGCUGUGGCUGGACACGUUUUAGUGGCUGCUUUACUGCUUCAACCGGUUGAAUGGCAUAUGGUUCCUGUUAAAGAAGACGAAAUAAACGAAGAAGAAGAUAAAUUUUUAGAUAGUAAUGAAUAUACAAGGAGUAGAAGGCCCUCGGUUUUAUUAACCGACUCAAAUAUUUCUUUACACGCAAUAUCUAGACUUUCAAUUGAUGAAUUGACUGGAUCAGUUUGUUUUGAACAAAACACUGGAAAUAAUAACGAAAAGUAUAAAAUGUUAUCAGAAAAAGCAUCAUUUUGGGAAAGAUUUAUUGAUUUUAUGAAUAGAACGUUUAAUUUUGAAAUGUUGAAAGAUCCCACGUUUGUCAGCAUAGUUCUUGGGCUCUCUUUGGAUUUCCUCUCGGAAAUUAACUGUCUAAUUCUCAUACCAUUUAUUAUGGCUGAUUUUAAUUUGACCACGGAACAAAUUGCUAUAUUUAUGUCAACUUUUGCAAUAGCUGAUAUUAUUUUAAGAUUUCUAGCGCCGUAUAUUGCCGAAAUUUUAAAUCGACCUGAAAGGCAAAUGUUAAUGAUUACUCUUUUAUGCUUAAUUUGUGCAAGAAGUUCUUUAUUAUUCGUAAACGGAUUUGUUCCUUUACUUUUUUGCGCCGUUGCAAUUGGAAGUUGUCGAGGGGCUCGAUUAGUUUAUUGGAGUCUGGUAAUGCCUUGUCAUGUACCGAUUGAAAAAUUACCAGCAGCUUUAGGAUUGCAAUUUACAAUAAAUGGCAUUUUAAUUUUUAUGGGCGGUCCAUUAUUGGGUGUAAUUAAAGACGUAACAGGGACGUACGUUAAAUGCAUCUAUUUAAUUAAUUUAAUUACUUUUAUGGCUGUUUUAAUAUGGUCCAUCGAAUUUAUCAUAAAAAAGUACAAAUCAAAAAAGAUCGAUAAAAAGGAAAACUGUGAUAUUUAAUAAUUCCGUGGUUAAUUUAGAUGAUGUAUUUAUUAUUGUUAAUUUAUUUAAAUAAAUAAUA